UUCACUGUUUUGAUUCUCAGCUCGGACAGGCGGGGCAGAGAUGGCGGAGGACUGGAAGUCCCCGUAAUUACUUAAAGCUGCCCUACUUAUCUGUUUCACGAAGAUAUAUCGGAGUAGACGGGAAAGCUGGCGGCUUUUUACGGUACUCGAUUCCUCCCGGAUGACAUGGAGACAUCGGCGGAGGGAGAGGCGGAGGAGCGCAGGAAGGAGCACUGGAAGCUUCUGUCCAGCCUGAAGACCACGGUGGAGGGCCUCGUGUCCACCAAUAAUCCCAAUGUGUGGUCACGUUAUGGCGGCUUGCAGCGGCUUCACAAGGACAUGAACAACAUCCUGAGCCAUGGGCUGAAGAAUGAGCAGGUGUACUACAAGCAGAGAGACUACUGGCCGUUUGUGUGGUGUGUUCGCUACAUCAGCCCUCAUCUCGCCUCUCAUGUUGAACAGUUCAGUCACCUGGAGCCGGUGCUGAGCAGCGGGACGCGGAGUGCUGGUGAGAGCUACAAGGCUGAGCGCUGGCUCCUCCACAGCUUACAGGUUCACUUGCUGUCGGCUCAGCUACGACCUCUGCUCCGGCAUCUGGGGCAUACACGGAAAUACUAUAAUGAUGAUGCCUUUCUGCUAAGCGAGCCCCAUGUGACCGCCAUGUUCCAGUGCCUGGAAGCUGUGGAGCAGAAUAACCCCAAACUGCUGGCCCAAGUAGACACUUUCGGGCUGUCCCCUCUGAAGGGUCCACCAUGUCUGGGCCUUUUGAAGAGCCAGAGCCUGUGUGUGUUGCCUGGGGCCGGUGGUGUUUGGAGGAACGCUGACUCAGCUCCCAGAGGAGAAUCUCUAAAUCGCAGACUCACCACCUCCAACUGCUCCCUCAGAGAAGCAGUCGCCACCAGUCACAACUCUGGGAACACUACGGGAGUCGGAUCCCAAAACAGCAUCAGCAAAAACACUACCUCUCCAGCCAGCAGCAUGGGAGCUCCCUGGGUGUGUGUGUCCAGGCGAGGGGAGAGUGAGCAGGGUGUGACACCCCCUCCUGGCCCCGCCUCGGUCCCUUGUAUUUCGCUCACAGAGCCCCCGUCCACCUCCCUUCAGCCUGAGGCCGGGGACUCUGGUGAGGGAGACUAUGACGAUGGUCCGGAGUACCUGGCUAUCGGUAACCUGGGGCAACGCAGCCGCUGUGACACCCAAAGCUCCACCCACAGCAGCGAGCAGGGCAUCAGCCAGGACCAGUCCCUGCAACGGAGUUCCAUAGCUCCGCCCGCACCCAGAUGCUCAUCUUUCUCAGAGGGCCAGAGGGGGCCCGGCCGGGGGCCCAAAGGACACACCCGAUCGUUUUCUGACACCGGGGUCAACCAAAAACUCAGGAACGAAUCAGCAGGGAACGACUGCUGUAUAAAGAACUACAGCCCUUUCUCACCUCAGUGCAAAGAUGCCACCUCUCCCAGUUCCCUCUACAUGGAGUCCCAUGGGUCCCAGAACAGUGUUCCUGAUGGGAUGUUCAGGAAGCCGUCGGAGGGUCAGAGCCUCAUCAGCUACCUGUCAGAGCAGGACUUUGGCAGCUGUGCUGACCUUGAGAAGGAAAAUGCUCAUUUCAGCAUUUCAGAGUCCCUUAUUGCUGCCAUCGAGCUGAUGAAGUACAACCUGCGGCGUCAGGAGGAGGAGGGAGAGGAGGAGGGAGACAGCGACUCUGAGAUUCAGCAGCUCAAACAGAAGAUCCGCCUGCGAAGGCAGCAGAUCCGACGCAGCCGCCUGCCGCCCUGCGCAAACUCCCAGCACAUUUUCAACUCCACUGACAGCGGAGGCUCCAGGAGGAGCUCUCAGGACUCGUGCCAGGGCCUGUCUGACUCUGGAUCAGCGGAGGAGGUGGAGGAGUGCGAACUACGAGAUGGCUGUGAGGGUCAGUCCCUGCUGGCGGUGUCUCAGAACGGCCUCUCCCUGUCACUCGCCUCCCUCUUCUCAGAUGCAGACAUUAAGCGUAGCGUAAGCUCCAGCAGCAGGUCUUUUCUCAGCUCAGAGUCAAUCUCUCCAUCCUUCCUCCAGUCUAACUCGGCUGAAUCAGUAGCCAUGGGUUUACUCAGGCAAUUUGAGGGCAUGCAGCUUCCUGCAGCUUCGGAGCUCGACUGGCUGGUCCCAGAACACGACGCUCCACAGAAGCUGCUGCCCAUCCCAGACUCUCUGCCGAUCUCUCCUGAUGACGGUGAACACGCAGACAUCUACAAACUGAGGAUUCGGGUCCGAGGUAACCUGGAGUGGGCGCCGCCCCGACCGCAGAUCAUCUUCAACAUUCAUUCCGCCCCAAAGAGGAAGAUAGUUGUGGCUAAACAAAACUACCGCUGCGCUGGCUGUGGUACCCGCAUCGACCCAGAUUACAUAAAGCGCCUGCGUUACUGUGAAUACCUCGGCCGUUACUUCUGCCAGUGCUGCCAUGAGAACGCCCAGGCGGUGGUUCCUGGCCGAGUGCUGAGGAAGUGGGACUUCAGCAAAUACUAUGUCAGCAACUUUGCCCGGGACCUGCUGAGCAAGAUCGCCGGAGACCCGCUAUUCAACCCCAAUGACAUCAACAGUGGCCUGUACAAGAAGAUUAAAGCUCUGGAGGCAGUCAGGGUUUUGAGAGUGCAACUGUUUCACAUGAAGAAUCUAUUCAAGACGUGUCGCUUUGCUAAAGAGGUGCUGGACCAGUUCGACAGCCUGCCAGGUCACCUGACAGAGGACCUUCAUCUAUUCUCCCUCAGUGACCUCACCGCUGUGCGUAACGGGGAACUGGCUCCCCGAAUGAAAGAGCUGCUUAAGAUUGGUACCAUGCACGUAGCUGGCUGUGUGCUGUGUCAGGCAAAGGGCUUCGUGUGCGAGUUCUGCAGCAACGACAAAGACAUCAUCUUCCCCUUCCAGCUGAACAAGUGCCAGCGCUGCGAAGAGUGCCAUGCGUGUUACCAUCGCAGCUGUUUCCGGACGGGCAAAGACUGCCCUCGAUGUCAGCGGCUGGCAGAGCGGAGAGAGAGGAUGGCGCGGAAAAACAUGGAGGAACGAGAGGACGAGGGAGGUGGGCCCUAGUGCCGGUAACAGAAGACACUCUGAGACAAAAGAAGAGCACAAUGCGACCAUGAUUGUAGUGACUGACCACCUUUCUUUCUGUUCCAGUCCUCACACACCUGGGUGACAAAACUGCAAACUAAUGUUUUAAGCUCAAGAGAUUGCCAGAUGUGCAGGUUUUACUACAUCGGUACAUCAGUUGUGUUGAGUUGGCUACUGUUGAUUUCCAGUUACAUUUAGUGUAAGCUAGUCCCCUUUCACACAUGCACUCUACUCUGUGAGUAGGGUUAGUUUUUGUGUCAGCGUAAUUUUUGAAAAGGAGUUGAUUUUUCCAUGAAAAUGUUGUGACUUUUAAAGAGACAUCAGGCUUCCCAAUUUUUUUUAGCAGGAUUUCUUUAAAAAUACUCUUUUUCUUAAACCUGAGAUUGGCUCAAAAAAAGAAGAUAUUUAAACACGUUUCCUUGCACGUAAUAAAUAAAAGUAUAGGACUUGAACAUGUCUGGCUUUGGAGACUCCUAUUGGCAGUAUAAAAAAAAAGAAAAAGUUGUUUUGUGACAAAAGUGUAAAUAACAAAACCCUCUGACUUACAAGACAAUUUAUGCUGACCAUGUUGCAGUUAAAUGUGUGAAAAGGACCUGAGAUUCACUAAACGUUUUGGUGUAAAGCUAAUAUAUUUGGGAUUGAACUAGAUCGGAAAAAACAAGCAUUUGCUAGACUAUUGUACCCAGGUUUGAUAUUCCUCCUGCCUUCAAUUGCAGCUUUUGGCAACAGCUUAAAUUUUGGUAAUUUUAAUGGCUACUGGCUUAGCUGAAGUUUGUUUUUGUGAUCAUGGCAGGAUGUAUCUUGCAAAUAUCUUAAAUCAAAUAGCAAGUAAAAAAUUAAGAUCUC
Molecule: messenger RNA, 3906 nt
Organism: Anoplopoma fimbria (sablefish)
Lineage: Eukaryota; Metazoa; Chordata; Actinopteri; Perciformes; Anoplopomatidae
Gene: rubcn
Product: rubicon autophagy regulator
Biological process (GO): negative regulation of endocytosis; negative regulation of autophagosome maturation
Cellular component (GO): late endosome; early endosome
Molecular function (GO): phosphatidylinositol phosphate binding
Source: RefSeq, a predicted model, not a curated record